Molecule: messenger RNA, 384 nt
Organism: Spathaspora passalidarum NRRL Y-27907
Lineage: Eukaryota; Fungi; Ascomycota; Pichiomycetes; Serinales; Debaryomycetaceae
Exons: 1
Coding region: 5-295 (96 amino acids)
Biological process (GO): protein N-linked glycosylation
Source: RefSeq, a predicted model, not a curated record
AAUAAUGUCCCAGUUGCAUAUAACAACCAGAUCUCCAUCAGGAGCACCAUUCGAAGAAUACAUUCAAUUGUUUUCUCAGGAAUCAAGUCCAGUUCAAUUACAUGCUGUCACUACAAACACUACUAUAUUCACCGCAGUAUUAAUCUUAAUUGCUUUUGGUAGUUUAUCCUUAAUCUUCUUGGGUGAUGUUAAGAAUAAGGGGUUGGUCAAUUAUGUUUUGAAUUCUUUAGUUGCUUCUUUAGCCGUUGGAUUGAGUUCUAUUUAUAUUUCUAAUUUCGUGGGGGUAUACAUUUAAAAGUGGCCAGUGCGAAAUACCUACGUGGAUGACCUAAUGUUAGAAUAGGUUAGACUAUGUAUAUUAGUUAAUGCAAUAAAUAUCUAUAA